This is a messenger RNA of Drosophila teissieri, 3604 nucleotides long. RefSeq lists its product as uncharacterized. The transcript is spliced from 2 exons. Bases 59 to 3307 code for a protein of 1082 amino acids. Lineage: Eukaryota; Metazoa; Arthropoda; Insecta; Diptera; Drosophilidae. The record is from RefSeq and is a predicted model, not a curated record.
AUUGGUGAACUCCGAUCGCAGAUUGCACAAGUCACAAGUCAGCGAACGGUCGUCGAGUAUGGGCUGCUCCUGGUCGAGAUCCGAGCAGGUGGAUUCCAGUGCCACGCCCAAUGCCCUGCAGGCGGGCAUUCCUGCCCAGCGCCACCAGAGGAGGCGUCGCCAAGAGGAGAAGCAUCACCGCCAGCUGCAGAAGCUGCAAAAGCGCACUGCGCGAAAACGUCGCCGGAAGAGGGGCGCAGGAUCCGGUUCCGCCGGUUCCGGAGGACCUAUUUGCGGUCGGAGUGGAUCGAUUAACAGGCGAAACAUCAGCGCAAAAACCCAUCCCGAUCUCGCCCUGCAACUGCGCCUACUGGGCGGCAGCAAUGGAAGCACGGCCACCGAGUGUGUCAGUGCUCUGUAUGCCAGGACACUGGAGCAGCAGCGCGAGGAGUUCCAGCGAACCGUGGAGCAGAGGACCCUGCACCAGUUGGACCGCGAGUUGCACACCUUCCUGCUGAACCAAUUGCUCCUGGGCGUCCAGUUCUUUGGCCACUUCGACGCCGAGAUGGCCGUGAUCGAUGCCCAAAUCGUGGCCAGGCGACGCAACUGCUCCGCCGAGAAGCUGGCCGAGCACAGCCUGCUCCAGAGUAGCGCCAUCGAUGCGGCUGUCGCCAGGAACCUGCUCUUCAAGCCGCCAUCUUCGAAGACUCCACCACAGCUGCUGCAGAAACCCGUGACCUAUGUGGUCUUUGAGAACGUGGACGUGGCGCGACCGCACGAUGCCAACUACGACACCGUGGCAUCACUGUGCAAGGUGCUCCUGGAGACGGACUACUACCGGACAACGCCCUGCCCCUCCGAGCUGGUCAACUUGAUGAAGAUGACCAAGUGGAUGGGCUAUGUGCGCCUCAAGCUGCGCGACCAAUUGCCGCAUCCGCUGGCGGGCACGAGCAGUAGCUCCAGCUCACCCUUGCCGGCGAGCAGCGAUGAGGAGUGCAUCUACGCGGAUGUGGGAUCCUCACCAUCGUCGGGCUACAGUUCGGGCGACUACGAUUAUGUGUACCUGAACAGGUUGAAUACUCCGCGUCCGCUGGAGGAGCUGCGCUUUGGGCGGGAGUUCAAUUUCCGGAGGAAUGUCCUGCCGGAGAGUUGCAUUCGCCGUUUGGCCAGCUGUCUGCCUCCUUGGAUGGAGCAAACCGACGACGAGGAGUCAUCCUCCGCCGCAUCCAGCGGUGACGAGGACGAAAAGGAUCAGGCGAGUUCCGACAAUCGCGGAUAUCCACCGGUUGGCUAUGAAACGGUGGAGGUGCUUCGCCAGUGUCAUGUGGAGCAACUGCAGCAGUGCUACCUCAGUUCGCAGCAGUUCAUGCUGUACUUUGGAGAGGUGCUCCGUCAUCACUUGGCCAACCAAUUGGGCAUCAGUCAGUCUCAGCUGGCCGCGUGUUCGUAUCGCGGCUGUAGUGUUUAUACCGCUCGCGAGGAGCUGGUGCCCGCCAUCCAUGUGCCCAACUCCUGGCCGGAUUGCGCCUUCGAGUUCUGGCUGAGGGCUCGUCCCCGGUUGACCAACAUCCAUACUGCCGAGCAGUUCCAAUGGCCGACGGAGCAGAUGAAGAAACGUAUCCGAUCCAUGGGCUUCCAUGUCGUACCAGUGGGCUAUGCGCCAAAGCGCUCGAGAAAUCCCUUCAGGGAACUGGAGUGGCGCAUUGUCUUUCCCCAGGCGGAGCAGUUUCUCGAGCGCCACUGCCUGACGCCCAUGCAACUUAAGGUGUUCCAGCUGAUGAAGCUGCUGGUCAAGACCUUUGUAGACGAAUCCUCAUCCUCAUCCAGUGACCAAUCCCCGGGAGCUUUGCUCGAGCAGCUGAGAGCCCAUAUGUUUUGGCAGUGUGAGCAGCACAGCAAUGACUGGCCGGAGGAGUUUCUGGGCGAGCGAUUGGUUCGGUUUAUCCGCUCCUUCGACGCCUGUUUGGCCAAGAAACACCUGAGCGACUACUUCAUCGAGCAGCGGAAUCUCUUCGAGCACGUCCCAGAGGACACGCUGAUGAAGCUGCGCAGCAUAAUGGCCGGCAUUGCGGAGCAACCACUGCUGCACGUCAUCCAGGCACUGAGGAAUCUGCAGCACGCGCCGGAAUUCUACCCGCAACUGGAGUACAAGCGACUGUUGGAGAAUCUCUUUAGCCAGGAUUACCUGGAGCUGCACGGACGGGGCAAGUUCUCGCGUCCCCGUCCGGGGUUUCCCACUCUCGAGAACCGUGAUGAAACCAACGGGGCGCAGCAGGUCGAAGAGAAAAAAGCCGAAAGAGGAGACAUCACCGAUGCCAAGGGACUCUUGGGAUUGGCUCAGCACCAGGAGCGGUCGAGAGGAAAGCUGCGCAGGAAGACGCAGCUCUUGAGGGCCACGACUCAGCAACGGCAGAUCUCGGAGACGGAACAAUGGCGCUGCUCGCUGGACUCCCUGGACCGCCAACUGCUACUGGCACGCUCCAAUCCGGAGAGUUCCAGGAGCCAGGAAGCGGCGAAGCCUCAACUGAACAACGGCUUGGAGAUCCUGCGCAGGAGCAAUCUGGUCGAGCUUCUGCUGGAUCAUUCGCUGGCCAUGUUGGCUAGUGCCAUUCGAUUUGGCAACCGGACCCACGCACAGCUUUACCUGGAGCAGGGCCAAAGAUUGUGCCGCCUAUAUCAGCACCUCGGUUGCUCCCAGCAGGCACAGCACUUCGUCCAUGAACUACAGAACGCAGCCAGCGAUAUGGAACGCAUGUGUGAGUCGCAUAUACCAACCACAUCCGGCGGAAGUCCCCCAGCGGAGGAUGAAUCUCCGCCAGCGCCCAGGAAAUCCAUCAAGUUCCAGGAGCAUGUCGUCCAAAUACACUCUCCAGAUCCCCUGGCCAUGCCGAAGCAUAUGCCCCAUCUGGAAAACCACCAGCUCAAUGGGAUUCUAAGAGCUCACCACCAGGAGGAGGCCAACGCCAUUGAACCCCUGCAGGAGGAGGACAUCAAGAGCGCAUUGCUGCGGGAAAUAAAAAGUAGCAUUGAAGGGAAACCCACAGCACAAAGAGACACAGAACCAAUGGAUCCCCCUAAAGUGGAUGACCUAGAGGCCCAAACGGAAGAGGAAUCAAAAUCCGAGGAAACCGAGGAAGCCAAGGCGGAAUCACUCCUCUCGCUGAACGGAAUCUGCCGGAGGUUUUCCAUCGACAGGGAUAAGGUGCAGGUGCUGAGCAGCAAAACGGAGCAACUGGUCCUUAAAGUAGUCCCUUCCGAGGCCAAGCGGGAGGAGCUCAAGGAGAUCCUCAAGCGCAACACACAGAAGCUCAAGGGCGCUUUCAACUAGAGACAAUAAAGAUAAUACUACCAUAUAUGUACAUAGUAGCCAAAUUGCUUAAUCCUCCAGGCGAUUACUAAUAUAUUUAUACAAUAUUGAUACCAGAUAAACCAGUUGUGAUAAGGGCGACUAGAGAUAGGGAUAGAACUAUAGAUAGUUAUGGGCCAUAAAGAUUGGCCACUGUGGGCCAUAUAUGUAUUCGUAAUGUCUAAUCUUGACAUCAAUGUAAUUUCUCUAUGACAAUACUGUUCUUGAAUUUGUAAACCAAAGUCACAUUUAUGGAAAAUAAAUAAUGCAAAAUAAACA